AUGAUGGCAGUGGUUGCUGGUGGAGAAGCCAACGGAGCUUCGUCAACUGCCGCCCCUGCCCCGUUCAUGACAGUGACAACAGCAGCACCGGCAGAACACGCUAAUGCGGAGCAGCAGCAAUUGAAGCUGCGCAACCCAGACGGCGUGAGCGAGGCCGCCAUCCAGGACGGCUUGGAUCUGUACCACAGCAUCAUGGCGUGUGAAGAUCCCGAGCUCAAGGGGGCACUGCAGGAGGCGAUGCAGGUGCUUAACGAUGGCUUGCGGCUGUACGGACCGGACCAGCUGAUCGGCAGCUACAACGGUGGAAAGGAUGCCGUUGUCAUUAUGCACCUGCACAGGGCGGCCGUGGCGAACUACUGCGUGCAGCAAGGGGAAGCCUUCAGGACGAAGCUGAUCUACUUCGAGAAUGACCGCGAGUUCCCGGAGGUAGAGGCGCUGGUAGCCGACAGCGUGAAGCGGUUUGACCUGGAGCUGUCCAGGUACAAGACGGGAUUUGUGGAGGGUCUGAAGCAGCGCAUGGCAGAGGGGGGAAGCGAGAAGUGCUACGGCUUCGUCCUGGGCACCCGUAAGGGGGACCCCAACUGCGGGGUACAGACGAGCUUUACGCCCAGCAGCGACUGGAUGCCUCCGUUCAUGCGAGUGAACCCGGUGAUCGACUGGAACUACGGACAGGUCUGGGGCUUCCUGCGGGAUUUCGAGCUACCGUACUGCUCGCUCUACGACGAGGGAUACACGUCUCUAGGCAACCUGGACAACACUUUCCCCAACCCCUACUUGAGAAAACGCGCGAGUUCGGCUGCGGUUUCCGAUGAUGGAGGCGAGGAGGGGAUAGAGGAGGAGUAUCUGCCUGCGUACAUGCUCUCGGAUUGGUCGCUGGAAAGAGCUGGGAGAGGCGAACGGAAGACUGACAGUCUCGCGUGCGAGUUGAGAGACCUGGACACCAAGAGAAGAAAAGUGCGGCAAGCUCGAUCGGCAGGUCUUGUGGUUAUCGGCGAUGAGGUGCUAAAGGGGAAGUGCCAGGACUUGAAUACCGCAUUCGCCACCAAGAAACUGUGGGAGAAGGGCAUUCCUGUGGGUCGCGUAGCGGUUAUCAAGGACGAUGAAGAGGCCAUCUGUGACGAGGUGCGGCGACAGGUUCAGGAGUUUGACGUUGUGAUCACCAGCGGCGGGAUCGGGCCAACCCACGAUGACAUCACCAUCUACUCGGUGGCGAGGGCUCUCAAUCAGGCCGUCCGCGAGAACAAGGAAAUGGUGGAGAAGCUCUUGGACCUUGUUGGGGUGGAGAGGGCCAGCCAGCUCACGGAAGCCCAGAUGAAGAUGGCGAUGCUGCCUGAGCUGUCGAAACUGAGGGUUGCGCCGGUAGCGGGGGAAGCCGCGUGGCCCAUCCUUCAGACGGAGAACGUCUUCAUUCUCCCUGGGGUGCCGGAGUUCUUCCAGGGCAAGAUGACUGUUAUCGCCGAUCACUUCUUGGAUUCGCGCCCGAUGCACGUCCGAAAGAUUGUUCUCUCCGCGGACGAGAUUUUGGUGGUGGAGCAUCUCAACCAAGCCGUAGAGGCACACCCGAACGUUACCUUCGGCAGCUACCCGUAUUACUCCAACCCUGCCUUCAAGACGGUCUUUACACUGGAAGGGGACAACCAGGAAGAUGUCGUGGCGGCCUCGGAGGCGUUGGAGAAGUCACUCCCAGCGGAGUAUUUGAUCAAGGUUGUGGCAGACGACGAUCUCAAGGAUAUCUGAUGGAUCGUGCUUGCGUCGUGUCGUGCCAAGUGACAUGUACAUGUUCGGAGAGAGGCCAUGCCUAGCAUCCGGAAACGUCAUUACGGGUGAACAUCAUCAUUAUGACAGCAGUACUCGCGGUGGUGUGAUAGCGCGGUUGUCUCAACGUUUGGUAGGUCCGGUUCUGCGGUAGGUUGGUUCGGUCCCACACCUAAACAUGCCCCAAGAAGACGAGAUGUGUGCCUGUGAGACAUAGAUACGGUUCUCAGGAGGUUUCGAUUCGGAACCUGCUUGUCUGGCGACGGGGACAGGGAUAUGAAUGACGCGGUUCGGGAGGAUUUUUUUUUUGGCGAUGGAAGGCUCUGCAGACAUCAUUCGGUCGUGGCAGGAGUGCUGGGGGUUUCGCAGUGUUGCAUGUUCGCCUCACAUCUGUUCGAACGCCAGGCUAUGCGCCUUUCGGUGUGGUACCACUGCUUGGUGUAUCAACCGGGGCCACAAAAAGAGGAUGGUCACACGGGAGCUUUUUUUUUUUUGUCUUUUUUUGGUGAUGUGCG
Molecule: messenger RNA, 2270 nt
Organism: Ectocarpus siliculosus
Lineage: Eukaryota; Phaeophyceae; Ectocarpales; Ectocarpaceae
Source: the annotation of a GenBank genome assembly